AUGAAAAUUUCGCCCAUCUGCCCAUCAUGCUCAAAUGGUCCAGAAGACACAAAACACGUCUUGUUUCUGUGUCAGAAGGCGAAAGAGGUUUGGAACAAGUUAGGAUUGUAUGAGGUGAUCAAUAGAGCUUGUAGUGUCGAUCGGGCGGGAGAGGCAGUUCUUGAAUUGUUACUACUUAUGCCAGACCAAGAAUUAUUUGUAUUGGGACUCCAGAACGUACGUGAAUUGAUUGCUAUAACAACUUGGUAUCUAUGGUGGGAUAGACGUAAACUGGUUCAUGAAGGAAAGUCUCAAGAUGCACAUCAAACUUCGAUGGGGGCUCGUGCCAUAACGGCGAACUAUGUUAAUGCACACUCCUCUAAGGCAACCAGUAAAAUAAGGGGAUGGAGCAGACCUCCUAUGGGUUUUGUGAAACUAAAUGUUGAUGCUUCCUUUGAUCACGAUCUGCUUAGGAGCACGGCAGGGGCUGUCCUCAGAGAUGACAAAGGAAGGUUCAUUGUUGGCGGAAAUUGA
Molecule: messenger RNA, 513 nt
Organism: Triticum turgidum subsp. durum (durum wheat)
Lineage: Eukaryota; Viridiplantae; Streptophyta; Magnoliopsida; Poales; Poaceae
Source: the annotation of a GenBank genome assembly